AUGGCUCGCUCACGGUCGUCAUCUGCCUUGGGGCUUUACAACGCUCCGUCUAAUAAGGGGCUCUCAUACCUGAAAGCUGCACAUUCGACUCCUACUCUGAGACGGGUGACCAGAAGCCAGAGUCGCAAGCUCGAGGCUCCAGAAUUGCAAAAUGAGCGUGGUCGUGCUGGGCAGUUCUCUGAUGGAGCUGCUUCGAGCAGGUGGGGGCAAAACAAAGGCAGCAUGAAUGGAAAGGGGCUAGAUCUUAUCCAAGAAUCAUCCACAAAGACCCCACGAAGAUCGAGUGGUCGUCCUGUAAAUCCUAUCGGGAGAGAUUCACUAGAAGAUGCAGAAGCUACAAACAUCUCAGGGACCACUAUCCUCCCUUCAGAGCCGGACACCGACUUUGAUCCCGAGAUGAUGCUAGAGGCCCUCCCAGACCUGGAGCGGGCAGCAAAGAAUGUUUUGGAUUUGCUGGUCCCUGCCUCUACAGAUCCAGUCAGCAUUGUUAACAUGGCCAAAAAGCUUGCGGACCCCAAGAACACUCAAAGUAGACGUCUUUCACGGGCCAAGUCGAAAUUUGAAAGCGAGUCGAGCUAUUUCGGUAGUCAUUCGUACAUAGACGCCGAAAAAGCCAACGUACUGAUUCUGUCUGCUUUGGAAAACAAGCACAAUGGAUUGGGGCACGACUGGAGUCCCGAUUCCGCCCUGCAAAGGGCAAACUGCGCGCGCUUCGCCCUCGAAGUUCUCCUGGCCAAAGCCGGAACUGAUGCUCCAAUGCAGGCCAUUCGAAAUGUGGAGGAUGUUUUUCCAAACUUUUUUUAUGAAUGA
Messenger RNA from Aspergillus tanneri, 810 nucleotides. RefSeq lists its product as uncharacterized. The record is from RefSeq and is a predicted model, not a curated record. The transcript has 2 exons. The coding region runs from base 1 to 810 and encodes 269 amino acids. NCBI's taxonomy places the organism in Eukaryota, Fungi, Ascomycota, Eurotiomycetes, Eurotiales, Aspergillaceae.